UGCUCCUUUUCCAGACUUCUUGCUCCGGUCGUCGGUGCAGUUCCUCCGCCAGGGCUUUCGCUGGGCUCUCGCUGCCCUGUGCGCCCCUUCGCGCUCCCCGGCGGCGGCGGCCGCCCCGCUCCAGCUUCCCGCUCCUCCCGCCGGGUACGGGCCGGGCGGCGGCAAGUCCGCGCUCCCGGGCGGCUUGAGCUCCUUUCCUUCCCCGCCGUAACCGCCGUGUCCAACACCAGCUCUGUAGUUGGCGUCUGCAGGGUUUUUCAGUCUGCUAAAGGCGCAGUGGAUACACUAGGAUGGACACAGAGGAAUUCCCUCCCCCACCACCAGAAGUUCUAGAGCGUGAACCAGAAGCCACAGGUACGAAUGAUGAAGAAAGGGACGAGGGAGAACAGUUUGACUUUGACAGUGGAGAUGAGAUACCAGAAGCAGACAGGCAAGCCCUUAUGCCACCUCCUCCUGAUCCUGGAAAUAGCAUAGAGCGCCAAGAGGCUAAUGCCGUAGCUAAUGGGGCUGAUAAUUUAGAAGACAGUGAGAAGCUAAGAACAUCAGCACCUCCUGCGGAAGGCACUCCAGCCAAAGUAAAUCCCUACUCAGUCAUAAAUAUUUCACCAAUUCAAGACAAGGAUCUAUCCUCAUCACCAGAACCAAGUCCUCAAGACGAAUGUGCAAGUCCAAAUUUGUCCAGUGGAUAUUCUGUUCCUGUCCCCUGUGGCUAUGCUGUGCCAUCUAAUUUACCUUUGAUACUGCCAGCAUACUCCAGUCCUGUCAUAAUACGCAGCGUUUCUGUAGAUGAAGAAGGUACACAGUCAGCAACUGAAGAAUGUCAUUGUAAUUCUCUGAACUCAGAGGAGCCUCAAAAUAGUGAAGAUAACCAGGCCAAGAGAGAGGAUGAUGCUCUGGCCAAGUGGGUUGCAGAUCCUGCAAAUACAGCAUGGAUGGAAAACCCAGAUGAAGUAAUUUAUGAUGAUGUGCCAAGAGAAAAUUCAGACUCUGAACCAGAGGAAAUGAUUUAUGAUGAUGUUGAAAACGGUGAUGAUGGUGGAAACAGCUCGCUGGAAUACGGGUGGAGUUCAAGUGAGUUUGAAAGCUAUGAAGAACAGAGUGAUUCUGAGUGUAAAAAUGGAAUUCCCAGCUCCUUUUUGCGAGGCAACCACAAGAGACAUCUUUCUCAUGACCUAACGCGUUUAAAGGAGCAUUAUGAAAAAAAGAUGAAAGAUUUGAUGGCAAACACUGUGGGAGCAGUAGAGAUUCAGCAACUAAAGCAAAAACAUGAGCUGAAGAUGCAAAAGCUUAUGCGAGCUGCUAGAGAAGGUACCAAAGAUGGGCUCGAAAAGACAAAAGCAGCUGUGAAAAAGGGUCGCUCCUUCAUUAGAACAAAAUCCUUCAUUUCUCAAGAUCAUAGAGCAUCAUGCCUGGAAGAAGAGGAGCUAAAUUUAUUUAUUGAUGUGGACUGCAUGCAUACAGAAGCAAUUAUGACUCCUAUGCCUGAAGGAUUAUCACAACAGCAGGUUGUGAGAAGGUAUAUUUUGGGCUCUGUAGUUGACAGUGAGAAGAAUUACGUGGAUGCUCUCAAAAGAAUUCUGGAGCAAUAUGAGAAGCCCCUUUCAGAUAUGGAACCAAAAUUAUUGAGUGAAAGAAAACUCAAAAUGGUCUUUUAUCGAAUUAAGGAAAUUCUUCAGUGCCAUUCAAUGUUUCAGAUCGCGCUGGCGAGUCGUGUGUCUGAGUGGGACUCUGUUGAAAUGAUUGGUGAUGUCUUUGUUGCUUCAUUUUCUAAGUCUAUGGUGUUGGAUGCGUACAGUGAAUAUGUAAACAACUUCAGUACAGCAGUAGGGAUUCUCAAGAAAACAUGUGCCACCAAACCUGCCUUUUUAGACUUCUUAAAGCAGUGCCAGGAGUCAAGCCCUGAUCGAAUUACACUGUAUGGUUUAAUGAUGAAACCGAUCCAGCGCUUCCCACAGUUCAUUCUGCUAUUGCAGGAUAUGUUGAAGAACACUAAUAAAGGACAUCCCGAUAGAUUACCUCUACAGAUGGCUCUUACGGAACUUGAAACACUGGCAGAGAAGUUAAAUGAAAGGAAAAGGGAUGCAGAUCAGCGCUGUGAAAUAAAACAAAUAGCAAAAGCAAUGAACGAACGUUAUCUGAACAAGCUACUGAGUAGUGGAAACAGAUACCUCAUACGGACUGAUGAUAUGGUUGAGACGGUUUACAAUGAUAAAGGAGAAAUUAUCAAAACCAAAGAACGACGUCUUUUCAUGUUAAAUGAUGUGCUGAUGUGUGCAACAGUAAAUAUUCGCUCUUCCUAUGAAAGUAGUGGCACCAUGACAACUGGUCAGAGGUAUUUAUUGAAGUGGAGUGUACCGCUGGGACAAGUGGAAGUCAUAGAGUAUGGCAGCAGCGAGGGCCAAGGAGACAACUGCAGGUUUCCACCCCAACAUUCUGCUGAAAAUGUCAUCAUUAACUCUAAGCCAAACAAGCUCUAUAUGGGACCAGGGCAACUGUACCAUGAUCUGCAGAACCUUUUACAUGACUUGAAUGUAGUUGGUCAAAUUAGUCAAUUAAUAGGCAGCCUUAAAGGAAACUAUCAGAAUUUAAACCAAUCUGUAGCCCAUGACUGGACCUCAGGUUUACAAAAACUGAUUUUGAAAAAAGAAGAUGAAAUCAGAGCGGCAGAUCGCUGUAGAAUUCAGCUGCAACUCCCAGGAAAACAGGACAAGUCUGGGCGGCCCACUUUCUUUACAGCCGUGUUCAAUACAUUUACCCCUGCCAUCAAACAGUCUUGGAUCAACAAUUUACAAAUGGCUAAACUGGCCCUUGCGGAGGAUAACCUGUUAGGUUGGUUCUGUGUGGAAGAUGAUGGUAAUCAAAUCAAAAAGGAGAAACAUCCUCUUCUUGUUAGACACAUGCCAGUGAUGAUGGCCAAGCAACAGGAGUUUAAGGUGCGCAAAAUUUUUGUUGAAUGCGCUGCUUAUAAUCCUGAACCGUACCUCUCUGGAGAAACAGAGUCAGAUUCCUGUGCCAUGGAACAUGGUUUUCUUUGGAUUGGCAGUUGUACUAAUCAGAUGGGCCAGAUUGCAAUAGUAUCAUUUCAGAGCUCCAGCCCUAAGGUUAUUGAGUGCUUCAAUGUGGAAUCACGGAUUCUCUGCAUGGUCUACAUACCAGAGGAGGAGAAACUGAAAGAGCAAAAUAAGGGGCUCAACUCUGAAAACGUUCUUGCAAAAUCUUCUAAUGUGCCUACUAUUUGCCUUGGCAUGGAAGAAGGAAGCAUUUCUGUUUACAAAAGUUGCCAAGGCUCAAAGAAAAUUCGACUUCAACACUUCUUCACUCCUGAAAAAUCAACUGUUAUGAGCUUAACAUAUAUGUCUGAAUACUUGUUUGCUGGCUUGGUAAAUGGAAACAUCUCAAUCUACACAAAAGCAGAAGAUGGGACGUGGAACACGGAACCUCAGAAGAUAGUUAAACUGGGGGUUCUGCCUGUUAGAAGUCUGCUUGUGAUGGAGGAGACCAUUUGGGCUGCAUGUGGUGGACAAAUUUUUAUAAUCAGCACCGUGACACAUUCCAUAGAGAGCCAUUUUGAAGCCCAUCAAGAGGAAGGGAUGGUAAUCUCUCACAUGGCUGUUGCUGGAGUGGGGAUCUGGAUUGCCUUCACAUCUGGAUCCACACUUCGCCUGUUCCACACUGAGACACUGAAACACCUCCAGGAUAUUAACAUUGCCACACCUGUUCACAAUAUGUUGCCAGGGCAGCAGCGUGUUUCUGUGACCAGCCUCCUGGUGUGCCAUGGCUUAUUGCUGGUUGGAACAAACCUGGGUAUAAUAGUAGCAUUGCCAGUGCCGCGCUUGCAGGGGAUUCCCAAAGUAACUGGAAGAGGAAUGGUGUCGUAUCAUGCACACAAUGGCCCAGUCAAGUUUCUUAUAAUGGCUACAUCGAUAAACAAGAAGAACAGAAACAAACUGAGGAACAGCUUACCUCCUGGCUCGGAACCUAAAGACGAUGAUGACCAAAAGAACGUUCUGCACCGUGAAAGACCAAGCUCCUCUUCCCUUAGUAACACCCAUGACACUGCAGUUUGGCUGGGGGGCUCAGUAGGAUCCAUCGCACAAAAAAGUGACUUGUCAUCAUCUUCGGGAUCCCUUACUUUGUCUCACGGAUCAAGUUCCCUAGAACAUAGGCCAGAGGACAGUAACAUUUAUGAGCUUUUGAAGGAUCAGAAUAUCUCAUUUAAAAGUAAAAGACAGAGAUCCAAGAAAAUGAAAGUAAGCUCAGUAUUAGUCAUUUCUGGUGGCCAAGGACACAGAAGAGUGAACAAGAAGACCAAGCAGCAGCGACAAGAUGAACUAGUGUCUUCAGUGAUGGUCUGGCAAAUCCCACUAUUAAAUAUCUAACUGAACUAAAUCCAAGAUACUUUCUGCUAUUAAAAAAAUCCUGAUAUCCUUUAACAGCAAAUGCCAGCUUAGGACCCAAAUGGAUAGACUUUAUAUACCUGGGAGCAGUUUCAGUAGGCUUUGAUCACAGCAUUAAGGGUUGCAAGACAGGGUCUUCACAUACUUAGAACACUCUGCAGUGUUAGGGGAUUGGAAAAUAUUUAGCCAUUGAUGCUGACCUUGAUACUUAGAACAAAAAGGAUCUGUUAGACACUUCUAAAUGGUUUUAGAUUCUCUACCUUAUUUAUAUCCACAUUUAUAAAUAUCAUAAUUAUGUUCUAUAGCACUUAGGGACGGCAAGGAACACAAGUCGUGUCUCAUGCUGGUUUUUGCUUAUGUAAAUCAGCUGCUGUUUCUUUUUCCAAAGUGACAUAUUGCAUGGACUGUAGAUUUUAACAAAUUAGCAAAUAUUUUUAAACAAUAAAUAGUCUAAUGCAAGCUAAUAUUAAUUUGGUAAUUACUAUAAUAGUUUGUAACAUCAUUCCGCAUGCCAGUUUGGUCUGGACAAAAGCAGUUAUAUUAAUUGAUUGGUAUUUGUUUAUUUCAACAUAGAAAAUAGAUUUAUUAUUAUUAUUUCUAAUGCUCAGUAUUAUUAAAAUGUUGCAGUACAUAAAGCACACUAAUUUUCUUGGUAGGCGCAAUGUGUCUGCGACUCGCCUUUAUUAUACAGAGAAAGUUCUAAGGAUGCUAUGGUUUAGGGCAAGUAGAAAAUACAGGCGCAGGACAGCUGUGUGUUGUAGUGCUGCUAACGCAUUCUCCCCCAGCAACUCGGUAUCAAAGCUAGACAUGGGCUAUGCUGUUUUGAAGGAGGCAUGCGCAUCCAGUAAAUUAAUAAUCAUAUUAUUAAUUAAUUGGGGAGAAAUAUACUAAUAUUGGAAUAUCUACAGGAAGGGCAGGUAAUCAUUGUGGGCGUAGGCCCUACGUCACUUGAUUUGUGCUGUGUCUUCAGGCAAACACCUGUCAAAUCACGUCACAGCGCAACAGCAGCAGCAGAGAUAGGGUCAUAUCUGAGUGGCGGUCACCUCUUCUCACCCAGACUUUCUGCAGGGCAUGGUAUUGUAAAUGGAUAUUGUGAGAACAGCGUGCACAGCGUCAUUCCCUCAGUCGGGCAAGCGUUGCUUCGGCAGUGUUAGAGGGCUGAAUUCUAAAUAGAGACCUAAUCGUCUUUUCUGAAUGAAUCGAAGUAUUUCCAAAGGAAACUCUGAAUUUGGGAUUCCUACUGAAACUGCUUUUUGCGUUAGUCUCCGCACAUGAGAAAUAGAAGACAAAGCCUUCAGCUCAGAAAGACAUUGCCAAAAGUGGUGAUGAGGCACAUCCUUCUGUCAGAGCAUGUUUAAUACAGGUAACAUGUUGAAUGGAGUCACUGAGAACAUCCUUUCCCCCUCAUCAAUACGCUGAAAGAUGCAGAGAAAUCAGGACAGUUAAGUUUCAGUUGAAUAUGUUAAGAACACUAACACUGUCCAUCAGUUCAGUAAAAUGCAAAUUAAAUAUAUCUGUUGUCAGAUGUAUGCAUUGACUAGAAUCAAGUAAAACUUUUGGCUACUUUGGUACUGUUGUUAUCCCACUCGGGGGUGGCUCGCUCUGAAAUUAUUUCUUCUAAUACAAACUCCUUGGUUCCACCAUGUUUUGUUUCAAUCUGCCUAGUUUAAGUCAACAUCAACCAUAACUACAGUGUUACCCAGCAUAUGACAUUUCAGAGUAAUCAGUGCUAGCGACUGAAUUAUUUUGUUCCAUAUAAGAUAAAGUUGGGUUGUUUUUUUUUUCAAAAUAGCAGUAGAUAUGGGGUUUUUUUAAUGUUACUGGAAUUUAUUUUCUUUAUUUUGCAGCAAAUUUGUGUAUCUCUUAAAUUUUCAGUCUGUCUGCUGUAAAAAGCAAACCUCUGUCAAGGUGACCCCAGAGUCAGUGGGUGGGCUGACUUACCAAAUUCGGCAGAGCACUGGAGUAGCAUCAGGUCUUCCCUGCCACCUGCCGCCAAGUACGUGGGGCAGAGGGAAUGCCAACGCACGCGGCCUUUGCCUGCUAGGUAGCAUCAAAAUAGGCAUUUCAUAAAUCAGAUACGCACCCCGAUUUUGGAGAUUUUGCCCACAUCCUACAUCCUGAUCAGAACAGGAUUCUUGAGCCAUAAUAGCACGGACUGCAACAAGUCAUGAGGGACACUUAUUACAGGUGGGAUUGUAGGCUUAGGGUCUUCCUUACUGUUUUGUGCUUUUAUUCUGCGUCUUUCGCUCUCUAUCUCACAAAUUUAGCUGGGUGUUGUCAGCGUUGGUAUGGGCUUAGUGUUGGCAUGACUUCUGGUGCAAAAAGAAAAAAAAAAAAAAAACGAAAAAAAGAGUUCCUCUAUGCCAGGCAGCUGGCAGCAUUUUCCCAAACUUUUCUCCCUGGCCUGCUGCCUGGGCUUGCCUGGCCUGGGGGACCAAGGCCAGUUGCAUUUUCUACACUCCUCCAUAGCUGUGGCCCUGGGAGCUGCUCUGUGCCCGCUGUGUGGAAGUACUACAUUGUACAGUUUAAUGUAUGUAUAUUGAAAAACAUGUUAAAAGGUUCUUCUGUGUAUGAAGCAUAUAUAAUCUAGUAUCCGUUUGCUACCCUGCAGUACCCUUUUACCCCUGCGAUAGAAAGACCCCAGGCUCUAUUCUCCAUACUCCUCAGGGACUGGAGGAUUAUGUCCACUCUCUCAUGUGGUGGGUUUACCCAGGCUGGAUGCCAGGUGCUCACCAAAGCUGCUCUAUCACUCCCCUCCUCAGCUGUACAGGGAAGAGAAAAUAUGACAACAGACUCAUGGAUCGAGAUAAGGACAGGGAGAGAUCACUCACCUAUUACCGUCACAGGCAAAACAGGCUCGACUUGGGGAAAAUUAAUUUAAUUUAUUACCAAUCAAGUCAGAGUAGGGUAAUGACAAAUAAAACCAAAUCUUAAAACCACCUUCCCCCCCACCCCUCCUUUCUUCCUGGGCUCAACUUCACUCCUGAUUUUCUCUACCUCCUCCCCACCAGCAGCGGAGGGAGUUGUGGUCAGUUUGUCACACGUCGUUUUUGCCGCUCCUUCCUCCUCAGGGGGAGGGCUCCUCACACUCUUCCCCUGCCCCAGUGUGGGGUCCCUCCCACGGCAGACAGUCCUCCACGAAAUUCUAUGUGGGUCCUUCCCACAGGCUGCAGUUCUUCAUGAACUGCUCCAGUGUGGGCCCCUUCCCAGGGGUGCAGUCCUUCAGGAACAGACUGUUCCAGCGUGGGUCCCCCACAGGAUCACAAGUCCUGCCAGCAAAUCUGCUCCAGCGUGGGCUCCUCUCUCCAUGGGGCCACAGGUCCUGCCAGGAGCCUGCUCCAGCGUGGGCUUCCCAUGGGGCCACAGACUCCUUUGUGUGGCAUCCACCUGCUCUGGCGCAGGGUCCUCCACAUGCUGCAGGUGGAUAUCUGCUCCACCGUGGACCCCCAUGGGCUGCAGGGGCACAGCCUGCCUCACCAUGGUCUUCACCACAGGCUGCAGGGGAAUCUGUGCUCUGGUGCCUGGAGGCACCUCCUGCCCCUCCUUCUUCACUGACCUUGGUGUCUGCAGGGCUGUUCCUCUCACACAGCCUCACCCUUCUCUUCUGACAGCUGCAGUUGCUGUUGCGCAGCAACUUUUUCCCUUUCUUAAAUAUGUUAUCCCAGAGGUGCUACCACGCUCACUGAAGGGCUCAGCCUUGGCCAGGGGCGGGUCCAUCUUGGAGCCAGCUGGCAUCGGCUCUAUCAGACAUGGGGGAAGCUUCUAGCAGCUUCUCACAGCGGCCACCCCUGUAGCCCUGCCCUGCUACCAAAACCUUGCUACACAAACCCAGUACAGACCUUCAUCACUAAGGAGCAUAAGCAAAGUCCACCACAUAUUUAACAUCCAUGCAUGGUGUUAUUACAAGAUCUGCUAGCAUUAAUGCGUUAGCAUUUUAAAGUGAAACUGAUUCUAUCUUCCAGAUGAAGUGUAAUUUUCUUCAGUUUUAUCAAUAAAACAGUAGAAACAACGUACAAAUCUGCUCUUCUAAAAGUACACCAGAGUUUUGCCAGUAACUUCGGUAAGAACAGAACAGGGUUCCUCAUUAACAUUACAGUGUUUUGAAAAUAUGUUUUUAUUUAUCUUACUAAGCUGUAAAUCAAAGGAGAAGCUGUAUGUUAGUCUUUAGUUCACAACAAUGUGUAUUUUUAGGUUUUUUGGUACCUAACUGAGCACAAGGUGCGAUGUUUGUUUUCUGAUAUGCAGCUAACUGGUAUUACCUUACUAUGAGAACAGGCAGGAACCAAAGUUUCUCUUACAGCUGGCAAAUAGUCUUUACAGCUGUUGUAGACUGUGAUGCUGGGUAGGUUGGAUUUUGCUUUCUGAUACUGCUUUUCUAGAUUAAUAGGAGUUAUGGACAAUAUUAGGAAAAGAGGGGAGCAAGUGUAACCACUACAAAAUGUUCUAUAUAUGUUUUCUAACACAUAGUAGUGUCCUUUAUAACAUGAGCCAUAAAACUUGUGUAUUUAUGUUCAAAGUAUAAACUGAGAAAAAUAUUUAAUAAAAACGUGGCAAAAAUUAA
Molecule: messenger RNA, 8958 nt
Organism: Phalacrocorax carbo (great cormorant)
Lineage: Eukaryota; Metazoa; Chordata; Aves; Suliformes; Phalacrocoracidae
Source: RefSeq, a predicted model, not a curated record